AUGGGCGAAGGCGAUGUUACUCUUACCCUGCAAAAGUAUGACCUCAAGUCUAGAGGUGCCACUCCCACAGCAAGGGCCAUAGCUCCGAAGGAAUUCCAAGAGGCUGCACUACAGCAUCUGCGAUGGUACUUGGUCCACAACAAGCGGCUGCCAAAAGAAUACGUGAACCAGAAGUUCUGUGAUAAAGAGGGUGCCAAUAUCCCGGACGACACAAACUUUGACGUUUAUACCAAGCUCAACAAGGAGUCGGAGGAGGAUUCGUUCAACGUUUACUUCAUAGCGCUGGGCGAGCAACAAUCGAUCUGA
Aspergillus pseudonomiae is the source of this 306-nucleotide messenger RNA. RefSeq lists its product as uncharacterized. The transcript has 4 exons. The coding region runs from base 1 to 306 and encodes 101 amino acids. The record is from RefSeq and is a predicted model, not a curated record. Lineage: Eukaryota; Fungi; Ascomycota; Eurotiomycetes; Eurotiales; Aspergillaceae.